CGCUGCGCCACGACGGGAGUUCCUCAUUCAUCUGGCGUUUUCACAGAGGAUGACAUGGGCAGGGCCUGGGGGAGCAGGAGGAGGGGUCAGGACCCUCAGAGAAGCGGCCCUCGAGUAAGACAUUAAAGGACAAGGUGACGUCUUGUGGGAGACCAGGGAGUGGGGUGUUCCUGGAGGAGCCAAGAGCAGGAGCAGAGGCCCGGCGCCCUGGGGCGUCCCCCGUCUUCCUGGCCAGUGUGGGAGGUGCCCUCUCAAGUCACUGCCAGGAGCCCCUGGGCAGUAGACAAGGCUGAAAUAAUCCGUGCGGAAAGUUGCCCCCCGACCCGCUCUCAUGAUGCUCCUUGGCCCUGUCGGACGUGGGCAGAGACAGUGGCCAGGGCCAGGCCUCUGGGGCUCAGGCUCUUGCUCCAGCUGGUGGUCUCUGCCUCCUGCGUGUGGCACGUGGCACGCCCUGUCUUGGUUAGCCUCUGACCACCCUGCCACAGCGUUUUCAUAGUCCCUCUGUUACAGAAGGGGAACCUGGGGCUCAGAGAGGCUGGGUUCUCACCCGGGGACACACGGGAAUGAAGACUGAGGCAAGAUUCAGACUCAAGGGCCCGACAGCCAGGUCCUCUGGGAGACGCUCAGCCUGCAGGGAGCGGUGCGCUUUAUGCCAAGACAGUCGGCCAGGAGCACGGUGGCUGUGGGAGCCCAGAGGGCGCGGAGCCUGGCCCCGGGGUCUGGGACAGCUUCCCGGGGAAGGGAGGGCAGAGAUGAGGUGUGUGGUGGGUUCAGGCCAGUUUGAGGGGUCUGAGGGCACCGGGGAGGGUUGGCAUCCGAGACGAGAGAGAAGAUGGUCUCGAGGCAGAGCCCCACACCCCGGGGCCUUGGUUUCCGAGGCUCUGGUCUGUGCCCUUGGCCUCCAUGCCCGUUUCAGUCCCACCCCAGCCGUUCGCAGGCCGCCCCCACCCCAGCCUGGUCUCAUCCCUCUUCGAGUGGACACCCCGUGGGUACAUGUGCUAAAGCUUGAGCUCUGUCCGGACCCUGUCCAGCAGGGCAGGGCCUGCUCGUAAAACCGACUUCCUUUAGGCUUUGGGGAGCUCGGAGGGUCAGAGGCAGGGGGUGAGGCAAGGUGGGCAGUGUGGACGAGAGCUAUCUGAGGCUCUGGGACCAAGGAGCUUUGCUGCAGCUCAGCCUCCCCACCAAGGAGAAGGAGUUGCUGUCACCUCCAGCAUCCUCGCCUCCCCAGCCAGGGCCUGAGGAGCCUCCGGCCGUCUUCCCCCGGGGACCUCCCCAGCCCCCGACUCCACCUCCCAGCCCCCCAGCGAUCCCCCCAAAGCCUCUGCGCCCGCUCCCAGAGUUUGACGACUCUGACUACGAUGAGGUCCCUGAGGAGGGGCCGGGGGCCCCAGCUGCCGUGAUGACCAAGAAGGAGGAGCGCCCAGCGAGCCAAGUCCCACGGGCCGUGCGUGUGGCCAGUCUGCUGAGCGAGGGGGAGGAACUGUCCGGGGACGAUCCCGGGGAUGAAGACGAGGACGACCACGCCUAUGAGGGCGUCCCCAAUGGUGGAUGGCACACCAGCAGCCUGAGCUCAGCCCUGUCCGGCAGCCUCCUGACCCCUGAGCUCCCGCCUCCCCCCAUGGACGGGCCGCCCGUGAGCCAGGACCCCAGCCCCGUCCCACCAGUCAUCAAGGCUGGCUGGCUGGACAAGAACCCCCCGCAGGGAUCUUACAUCUAUCAGAAGCGAUGGGUGAGGCUGGACGCCAGUUACCUGCAGUACUUCGAUAGCAACAAGGAUGCCUACUCGAAGCGCUUUGUCCCCGUGGCCUGCAUCUCCCGAGUGGCUGCCAUUGGGGACCAGAAGUUCGAAGUGAUCACCAACAACCGGACCUUCGCCUUCCGGGCAGAGAGUGACGCCGAGCGGAAGGAGUGGAUACAGGCUCUGCAGCAGGCGGUGGCCGAGCAGCGUGCCCGGGCCCGACUGUCCAGUGCUUAUCCAUUGGGUGUUGGAGGCUCAGAGCCCCCUGACCGCGCGGGCAGCCUGGAGCUACGUGGCUUCAAGAAUAAACUCUAUGUGGCCGUGGUUGGGGACAAAGUGCAGCUUUACAAGAACCUGGAGGAGUACCACCUGGGCAUCGGCAUCACUUUCAUCGACAUGAGUGUGGGCAACGUGAAGGAGGCAGCGGACCGGCGCAGCUUCGACCUCACCACCCCCUACCGCAUCUUCAGCUUCUCGGCCGACUCAGAGCUGGAGAAGGAGCAGUGGCUGGAGGCCAUGCAGGGAGCCAUUGCGGAGGCCCUGUCUACCUCAGAGGUGGCUGAGCGCAUCUGGGCCGUGGCCCCCAACAGAUUCUGUGCUGACUGCGAGGCGGCCCAGCCCGACUGGGCCUCCAUCAACCUCUGCGUCGUCAUCUGCAAGCGCUGCGCAGGCGCGCACCGCGGCCUCGGCGCUGGCGUCUCCAAGGUGCGGAGCCUGAAGAUGGACAGGAAGGUGUGGACGGAAGUGCUCAUCGAGCUCUUCUUACAGCUGGGCAACGCUGCUGGGAACCGCUUCUGGGCAGCCAACGUGCCCCCCAGUGAGGCCCUGCAGCCCAGCAGCAGCCCCAGUGCCCGGCGGUGCCACCUAGAGGCCAAAUACAGAGAGGGCAAGUACCGCCGCUACCACCCGCUUUUUGGCAACCAGGAGGAACUGGACAAGGCCCUGUGUGCCGCAGUCACCACCUCAGACCUGGCUGAGACCCAGGCGCUCCUGGGCUGUGGGGCUGCAGUCAACUGCUUCUCAGGGGACCCUGGGGCCCCCACGCCCCUGGCUCUGGCUGAGCAGGCGGGACAGACCCUGCAGAUGGAAUUCCUUCGGAACAACCGAACCACGGAGGUACCUCGGCUGGAUUCAAUGAAACCCCUGGAAAAGCACUACUCAGUUGUCCUGCCAACCGUGAGCCACAGUGGCUUCCUCUACAAGACCGCUUCAGCUGGCAAGCCGCUGCAGGACCGCCGGGCCCGGGAAGAGUUCAGCCGACGCUGGUGUGUCCUUAGCGACGGGGUCCUGAGCUACUAUGAGAAUGAGCGGGCAGUGACUCCCAACGGGGAGAUCCGGGCCAGCGAGAUUGUGUGUCUGGCAGUGCCCCCUCCCGACACCCAUGGUUUUGAGCACACCUUCGAGGUGUACACGGAGGGAGAGCGGCUGUACCUGUUUGGGCUGGAGAACGCGGAGCUGGCUCGUGAAUGGGUCAAGUGCAUUGCUAAGGCGUUCGUGCCUCCCCUGGCUGAGGAUCUGCUGGCCCGGGAUUUCGAGAGGCUUGGGCGCCUACCCUACAAAGCUGGCCUGAGCCUGCAACGGGCCCAGGAAGGCUGGUUCUCCCUCACUGGCUCUGAGCUCCACGCUGUCUUCCCAGAGGGGCCCUGUGAGGAGCCACUGCAACUUCGGAAACUGCAGGAGCUUUCCGUCCAAGGGGACAGCGAGAACCAGGUGCUGGUGCUGGUGGAGCGAAGGAGGACGCUGUACAUCCAGGGAGAGCGGCGGCUGGACUUCACAGGCUGGCUGGGCGCCAUCCAGAAAGCAGCAGCCAGCUCAGGGGACACGCUGUCGGAACAGCAACUCGGAGACUCGGAUAUCCCGGUGAUUGUGUACCGCUGUGUGGACUACAUCACCCAGUGCGGCCUGACUUCCGAGGGCAUCUACCGCAAGUGCGGGCAGACCUCGAAGACGCAGCGGCUGCUGGAGAGCCUGCGGCAGGACGCUCGAUCUGUGCGCCUCAAGGAGGGCGAGCAGCACGUGGACGACGUCUCCUCCGCGCUCAAGCGCUUCCUGCGAGACCUGCCUGAUGGGCUCUUCACUCGAGUCCAGCGCCUCUCCUGGCUGGAGGCCUCAGAGAUUGAGGAUGAGGAGGAGAAGAUCGCCAGGUACCGAGAGCUGCUGGCGCGCCUGCCCCCAGUCAACCGGGCCACCGUGAAGGCCCUGAUCAGCCACCUGUACUGUGUCCAGUGCUUCUCCGACACGAACCAGAUGAACACGCACAACCUGGCUAUUGUGUUCGGGCCCACGCUCUUCCAGACAGACGGGCAGGACUACAAGGCUGGCCGUGUGGUGGAAGACCUCAUCAGCCGCUACGUGGUGGUGUUCAGUGUGGACGAGGAGGAGCUAAGGAAGCAGCGGGACGAGAUCACUGCCAUCGUGAAGAUGCGUGUGGCUGGCACGGCCAGUGGGACCCAGCACGCUGGUGACUUCAUUUGCACGGUGUACCUGGAAGAGAAGAAGGCGGAGGCAGAGCAACAUGUCAAGAUCCCAGCAUCCAUGACAGCUGAGGAGCUCACACUGGAGAUCUUGGAUCGCAGGAAUGUGGGCAUCAGGGAGAAGGACUACUGGACCUGCUUCGAGGUCAAUGAGAGGGAGGAGGCAGAGCGCCCCCUGCACUUUGCGGAGAAGGUGCUGCCCAUCCUGCACGGGCUGGGCACAGACAGCUACCUGGUGGUGAAGAAGCACCAGUCCAUGGAGGCCAUGCUGCUCUACCUGGCCAGCCACGUGGGCGAGACCAAGCACGGCAUGAUGAAGUUCCGCGAGGACCGCAGCCUCCUGGGCCUAGGCCUGCCCUCAGGCGGCUUCCACGAUCGCUACUUCAUCCUCAACAGCAGCUGCCUGCGGCUCUACAAGGAGGUCCGGAGCCAGAGGCCGUGGAGCGGGGCCCCUGAGACCAGUCACCGGCCUGAGAAGGAGUGGCCCGUCCGGAGUCUCAAAGUCUACCUGGGGGUGAAGAAGAAACUCCGGCCACCCACCUGCUGGGGCUUCACCGUGGUACAUGAGACAGAGAAACACGAGAAACAACAGUGGUACCUGUGCUGCGAGACGCAGAUGGAGCUCCGGGAGUGGUUCGCCACCUUCCUCUUCAUGCAGCACGACGGCCUGGUGUGGCCCUCGGAGCCCUCUCGCGUGUCCCGGGCGGUGCCCGAGGUCCGGCUGGGCAGUGUAUCACUGAUCCCGCUGCGCGGCAGUGAGAACGAGAUGCGCCGGAGUGUGGCCGCCUUUGCCGCCGACCCCCUUUCCCUCCUCCGAAACGUCUGAGCACAGGUGGGACUCUGUCGCCGCUGCCACCACCACCACCACCGCCGCCGCCACCACCACGAAGCCUUCCGGGCAGACACCCUCAUGCCCUGCAUGCCUGGUGUGAGCCAGCAGGGGAUGCAUGAGGAAGCUGCAACCCUGCACCCCACAUCCUGACUGGGCAUGGGAUUCCCUGGCCGGGACGUGGGGGGCAGGCAGCAGGGUCUGCCUGCCAAGGAGUCCCUUAACCUCUUCCCAGCAGGUGGGAGCUCAGCCCUGCUGGCCUGACCUGCACCCCUACCCCCCGCCGCCCGCCAGGGUCACCUACCCUGAGGUCAGGGGGUCAGAACUCUGGACAAAUGCCAUCCUUUCAGAGCUUGAGGCCCCGGGGCCCCCGCUGGAAGGGAGCCCACCCCUUUGCCACAAACUCCAGAACAGCCAAGUGUGGGUGCUCUGAAGGAUCGCUCAGCUGGGGUGGGACGGGAGCUCUUGGCCGAGAACUGGACUGGGGGGCCUUCAGGCCCCUUUCUGGUCUGGGCUUUACCGGGAGGGCCCAGGCUGCCCGGUGCCCCUUCCCCACUUUGGGGACCUUUUGAUAAUAUAAAUAUACCUGUAUAUUUUA
Phacochoerus africanus (Common warthog) is the source of this 5639-nucleotide messenger RNA. RefSeq names its product ArfGAP with RhoGAP domain, ankyrin repeat and PH domain 1 (gene ARAP1). The record is from RefSeq and is a predicted model, not a curated record. Gene Ontology annotation, molecular function: protein binding; phosphatidylinositol-3,4,5-trisphosphate binding; GTPase activator activity. Gene Ontology annotation, biological process: positive regulation of GTPase activity; signal transduction. Gene Ontology annotation, cellular component: plasma membrane; cytoplasmic vesicle; trans-Golgi network. Lineage: Eukaryota; Metazoa; Chordata; Mammalia; Artiodactyla; Suidae. The coding region runs from base 1400 to 5038 and encodes 1212 amino acids. The transcript is spliced from 33 exons.